Messenger RNA from Cordyceps fumosorosea ARSEF 2679, 717 nucleotides. RefSeq lists its product as hypothetical. The transcript has a single exon. Bases 1 to 717 code for a protein of 238 amino acids. The record is from RefSeq and is a predicted model, not a curated record. NCBI's taxonomy places the organism in Eukaryota, Fungi, Ascomycota, Sordariomycetes, Hypocreales, Cordycipitaceae.
AUGUUUACAGCCGAGAUCGUUUGGAAAGGCCUGGUGUAUACCCUUUUCAUGAUGCUCGGCAAGCUCCUCUGCGGCAUCUGGCUACUUCGACUGCCUGACAAGCUCAAGUGGGUAGUACCAAAAGCCCUACACAAGCACGAACAGAAGAAGGCCAUGGGAAAUGCCACCUUGGAAGCCGAAACUCCCGUGACCGCAAAUUCGUCGGCAGCUACCGAAGACACUUCCGGAGAUACCAGUGAAGAUGCUCCUGGAGCCGGUCUAGGUGAUAUAAGUGCAGAAGUAGCUCGGGGGGCUAAUGGUGAGGCCUCCGAGGAAGCUGCUUCUCGUGCUGGUAGCCACGAUGUCUCCAAGUCCGUUCCAGGGACGAUCAGUACAGAUACGCCUGCCAGAACUGUCCAGAAUACCAUGCCGGCUGGCGUUAAGCCGCGAUCGAUCUACCCUGCCUCCAUUCUUGGCUGCGCCAUGAUGGCCCGGGGCGAGAUUGGUUUUCUAAUAUCGUCCAUUGCUGAAAGCAGAGGAAUAUUUGCCAGCGGGACAGAAACGACGGCUGAUUCGAAGAUCUUCCUCUGUGUUACUUGGGCGAUUCUGCUGUGCACAGUCAUAGGUCCGUUGGCUGUCGGGCUGCUUGUACGAAGGGUGAAGAAGCUGCAGAGGCGCGUAGAGGCGAGUGGUGGCCAAGUAAAAGGUGAUGUUUUGGGCGUUUGGGGGGUUGAAUGA